UGCAGUGCUGUUGUCGGUAAACAAAUCAGCAGACAUAUUUGAGUGUUCUCAUCGGUUCUCAUCACGAUUUAUCAAAGCAGCAUUGAAAAAAUUUAAGUGAAGUUCGAAGAAAUGAAUGUUUUGUGUUCAGAAUCAAUGAAAAUCGAAGAGGAGGUCUCAGAUGACUCUGGAACGGCUGCCGUUCAUUCUCUCCCAACCGAACUUCUAGUCCUAAUAUUUUCUUGGUUGAGUGUCGAAGAUCUAGCCCUAAAUGUUUCCAAAGUAUGUCAGCGCUGGAAGGAUUCUUUGUAUUUCAGGACACUGUGGUGCGAUAAAGAACUAAUUUAUGAAAACAGCCGAGAAGAUCUUUUUAUAUUUGUAUUAAGUGUGGCUCCAGCCCUUAAACAGCUUAGUCUUAAUCCCCUUUUUUGUGGGGACCCUGCUGCCAUUGUUAAUGCUAUAUGCAAGGGACCUAAAGACAUACGGAAAGUUCACUACAAUUUGAGUUUGUUUCCUGCUGCCGUUGCUUCUCGCAUACUUGGUCAUUACAAAAAGUAUGUCUGUGAGUUGCACUUGGAGGGGUAUGCAAAUAAACAUAGUAGUAUUUAUCGGAAUCUUGAUGCUGAGCUGGGCCAAAUGUCCCAACUUAGAAGCCUAAAACUCUCUGGAUAUUUUGAUACCAAGUGGGAUAAAAAGGUUUUGGAAAGAGGAUGUUUGAACCUCCAUCACCUUGAUGUUAGCCUCAUUCAAGAUGAAUCUGACUCGUAUAAACCAUUUCUGGAUAAUGUGAAGUCACACCUCAAAACACUAAAACUUCCACAGUUUAAAUCAAAUGUCGGGGUCCUCGAACUAGUCUCAUCCUGCACUGAGCUGAAAGAAAUAACUUUAUGUCUAGAUGACUUAAGAUGUAUAAGUACUCUGCAAUCCUUAGAAUCAUUACAUAUUAGGUGGAGUGAUGGAGUUCUGAAAAGUAAAAUGAAUCGCUUUGUUCGAGAUUGCCCUGUGUUUGGAAAUUUGAAGGAACUGACAUUGUUCUAUAUACCAGGGCUUCUUGCGACAGCAAUAGCCAAACAAUGUAAUAAGUUAGAGACACUUAAUCUGCAUGGCAUUACAUCAUGUGCUAACAUUAUAAAAUCUGUUCCUUCUCUGCAGAAAUUAUGUAUAGUUGAUAGACUUAGUCUUCGCAUGAGACAUAUACAGAAACUUCCACGAUACAUUCCUAAUUUAAGGCAUCUUAAUGUGUUAGGAUCAUUCCUGAAUAAAGGAAUACCCCCAAAAAUUAUUUCUCAGCUAAAACAAGAGUUACCUGAACUUGUCAUCAGCAGUGAACCAUUUGUUAGGUACACAAAGCGUGGCAACAAAGGUUACUUUACUAAGUGCACUGAUAGUAGUACUGACUGCAGUAGUGAUGAAGCAUGAUUUCAUUGUGUACUCUGUACUUAGUGUAAUAUUGCAGGAGCUGUGCAAAUUGAGGUUUUUGCAUUUAAAUUGAAUUGGUCAAAAUCUCACAAAUUUUCUCUGCUCCAAAUCCUCAUUCAUUCGAGUCCACAUAAAUUCCAGUAAAUUAAGAAAGUUGAAUCCAAACUAUUAGCAAAGGUAAAAAUUCGGAAUUUGUUAUCACAUAUCAUAUUGAUUUAGUCGUUUGCUGAUGAUUACAAAGUUGACAGUUCCGCAAGUGGUCUAUAAUCUCUUAGUUUGUUGAUUCAAAGUGGAACAGAUGCAACUUAAAAUUGUUUAGCAUCAAAUCAGACAAAUACGAAAUCUGCCGAAUUUUAAUUGGGCCGAUUCGAUUUGAUUCAGUAUUGAACAAUUUGCACAGCUCUUAAUGUUGCCUUUGUUAAACUGCUUUUCAUGACUGUGAAAUAUGAUGUAAAAAGACUGACAAAUAAAUUGUUUUAUGACUGUUUGUAAUUAAGUGUAAUUGAACUAUGUAUGAUCUGAGUAAAUUACGUACUGUCAAUGA
This is a messenger RNA of Frankliniella occidentalis (western flower thrips), 1942 nucleotides long. RefSeq lists its product as uncharacterized. The record is from RefSeq and is a predicted model, not a curated record. Bases 112 to 1398 code for a protein of 428 amino acids. Gene Ontology annotation, molecular function: protein binding. NCBI's taxonomy places the organism in Eukaryota, Metazoa, Arthropoda, Insecta, Thysanoptera, Thripidae. The transcript has 2 exons.